This is a messenger RNA of Sinocyclocheilus rhinocerous, 1373 nucleotides long. RefSeq lists its product as uncharacterized. Gene Ontology annotation, biological process: inflammatory response. Gene Ontology annotation, cellular component: membrane raft; signaling receptor complex. Lineage: Eukaryota; Metazoa; Chordata; Actinopteri; Cypriniformes; Cyprinidae. Bases 375 to 1373 code for a protein of 332 amino acids. The record is from RefSeq and is a predicted model, not a curated record. The transcript is spliced from 10 exons. Gene Ontology annotation, molecular function: tumor necrosis factor receptor activity; tumor necrosis factor binding.
UGUAUGAUAUAGGUUGGUGAUGAAAUUUGUUUAAUUCAUAUGAGCAGAAGUUUAUUAACCAAAUGGAAGACCUUAUGAACGAUGUGAGGUCCAGCUUUAUGCUGAGGUUAUUAGUCUGACGUGUUUUCAUGUUUCACAUCUGUCACGCUUUCUCACAUCUUGUAGGUUACUUUAAGGCUUUCUGGGUUGGUUACUCACCUUCCUGUCUAAACAGAUACUCUGUCAGAGUGAAGCAGAAGUUGGAUGCCAUAAAUGAUGACAUGAAGCAGAGUUGGAGUAUUUUAUGUUAUCAUCAACUUGUAAGUCUAUGAAUACAAAUCAUACUAUUGCUCCUCAUUCAUGACUCUUGAGCUAAAACUGAACAACAUCUCAUCAUGACUGUGUCAACACUGUGUUUGGAUUUGGUAUGUAUACUAUUUAUAGCUUCCCAAUGCCAAUGCCAAAGUAAAAUUCCACCCUUGAAAAAUGGAAGUUGUUCAGCAGGAUAUUACAAAUUACAACAUAACUGUGUGAUGUGUGGGAACAAUUCUUACACUGCCUUACCAAAUAAUCUAAAAUAUUGUUUAAGAUGUACGCCAUGUGAUUGGGAUGGUGGGCUUUCAUCCAAAUAUAAGACUCCUGGUUUUACAGCUCAUGAAGUAGAGGAUAUCACCAAAACCUGUACACCAACACAGGACAGAGUCUGCGUUUGUAAAGCUGGGUUUUACAAGAAUAAUGGUGACUGUAAACCCUGUCCCAUUAAUGGUUUGAACUGUAAAGAGAAUUGUACCCAACAAACGACUAUUAAAACGACUAUUAAAACCACAACAGUAGUUUGUGGGAUUGGCAAUUUCUCGGAUGGUGGACAGUGCCAAAGCUGUGUUGAGUCUAAGUGCAAGAAAAAGUCCUGUAAAUCUUUUUGUAGUCCUACCACAGUUGAAACAAAAGGAUAUUCUGACCCGCUGUUGCUGGUGUUACUGAUCAUUGUGACCUUAUUGGGUGGUCUUCUCUGUCUUCUUCUCAUCUGGUUCUGCAGACGGAGAUGGCUUUGCCGCCAAGCCAAAAUCUGGCAUGUUGGCAAACAUCCAAAAUUUCAGAUUCAACCAGAUCAACCUAAUGAUGUAAUCAGCAUUCCCAGAGCAAUGGAAAGGAAUGGAACCUCUAUCAAAACUUUACCAGUGACCAGCUACCCACACAACGUCCUCAGUGGAGAUUUACAGAGCAUCAUGGCCCCCCUGAUAGCAAACGGAAACCCAAAAUUGAUGCAGGUGUUGCAGAAGGAGUCCUGGCCAGCACCAGUGCUGUACACUGUCAUAAGAGAGACGUUGAGGAGACUACCCUUACAAAUGAAUCAGGAAUUUAGUACAACUAGUAUAUGCUGUUAUAGAUACUAG